This is a messenger RNA of Cucumis melo (muskmelon), 1857 nucleotides long. Its product is annotated as U11/U12 small nuclear ribonucleoprotein 35 kDa protein. Gene Ontology annotation, cellular component: precatalytic spliceosome; U12-type spliceosomal complex. Gene Ontology annotation, molecular function: mRNA binding; snRNA binding. The coding region runs from base 112 to 729 and encodes 205 amino acids. Gene Ontology annotation, biological process: mRNA splicing, via spliceosome. NCBI's taxonomy places the organism in Eukaryota, Viridiplantae, Streptophyta, Magnoliopsida, Cucurbitales, Cucurbitaceae. The transcript has 8 exons. The record is from RefSeq and is a predicted model, not a curated record.
CGAUCUUCAAGAUUAUUUUCCCUUCGUUCAAUAAAUUUGCUCGUUCUUUUACAUUUCGGUGAUGGGAAACUUUCAUUUCUGAGGGGAGACGAGAAGUAGGCUUUGUGCGGCAUGAGUGGGAGCAACGUAAACAAGGUCUUUUACGCCGAUAACUACCAUCCCAUUCAGGCCGGCAGCAUCGACGGCACCGACAUUCUUCCCCACGACAACGCCGUCUACCGAGCUUUGCUCUGUUCUUCUGCUGGCCUCUAUGACCCCCAUGGCGAUCCCAAGGUCUUUGGUGACCCUUACUGCACCCUCUUCGUUGGUCGCCUUUCACAUCUCACUACCGAAGACACUCUUCGCAGGGCAAUGAGCAAGUAUGGACAGGUUAAAGAUCUACGCUUAGUCAGACACAUUGUAACAGGUUCUUCACGUGGUUAUGCUUUUGUUGAAUAUGAAACUGAAAAAGAGAUGCGUCGUGCAUAUAAGGAUGCUCAUCAUUCUAUGAUAGAUGAUUGUGAAAUUAUAGUUGAUUACAAUCGACAACGGCUAAUGUCUGGAUGGAUUCCUCGGAGAUUAGGAGGGGGUCUUGGAGGUAAGAAGGAAUCUGGACAACUUCGAUUUGGAGGAAGAGAAAGACCAUUCCGCGCUCCGCUACGUCCGAUCCCUUAUGACGAUUUGAAAAGGCUUGGGAUUACUCCUCCUCCUGAAGGAAGAUACAUGUCUCGGUUUCAGGAACGUCUUUGAUGUUCAUGCAUACUGUAGAACCUUUACAUGUUUCCACAGUACCAUUCUUCUGCUCUUCCACUUGACAUUUUGUAAUGCAAUUUGUAGUGGGAACGUCUAUGAUGUUCAUACAUCUUGUAGAACCUUAACGUUUUCUCCCAGUUCGCUCCUCUUCUCUUCCACUUGAUAUUUUGUAAUGCAAUGGGCGAUCACUUGACUUGAACUGAGGUUUGUACACUAUUACACUAGAAGUAAUAUGUUUUUUUUUUGUUGGUUUCUUGUUGGUUUUAGAUUCCUUCUCCUCCCAGAAGAGAAACAGAUUCUGAACGUAGAGAAGAAGGCUCCAAUAAGAAUGAACCUACGGAGAAGGAUGGACACAAUCAUAGAAAUAGUUCGAUAGAUGAAGAUGAUUGGUCUCAUACGAGGGGCUCAAAUGACUACAGAGGGGGGCACUCACACAAGGGAAACAAUGAGAAGAUGAAACAUGAAUCUAGGAGGACCUCAAAAGACAGGGAUGAUUAUUCCCCCCACAAGAGAUUUUCUGAGAAGGAAGACUAUUAUCAAAGGAGAUCUGCUGAGAAGGAAGAUCUUUAUCGGAGGAGCUCUUCAGAUAAGGACCGAUCUCGCAGAAGAGAUUCUGAAGAUCGGGAUGACCACUCGAGGAAGCAUCACAAAUCUCAUAGAUAGAGACUCCAUUAUCCAUCUCAAUAUGAAUGAAGCCGAUCUUGUUCACGUGUUGAGCUUCAUUUAUGACGAACAAAAGUUAAACCCAUGUUAAAUUAAAUGAAGUUAAGUGACGUUAACGUUGAAGUUAUGGAAGGCCUUUAGUUGCAUUAAGUGAACUCAAGUGGUGAAGUGUAUCUCAAGCUUCAAGUUGUAGAAGUCGAGCAUCCAUUCAUGAAACUGCCGUUCAAAUUGAGAUUCAUUUAUACAUGGGAGGUUGCAAAGACUUUCAACAAAAGGCUUCAAUCUCAGAUCUAUGGUUCAUCAUUUACUGUAAUGUCAUAUAAGACCAUGUUUUUCAGAUUUUUUGUUUUUCUGGGUUAGGAAGUUACAACCCUUAAGUUGGUAUUUGGUUACUUAGCUAAUUCCUAUGUAAAAUCACUCGAAGGAUAUAGUAGAGUAAAAAGAGCUUUGAACUUCUUUCUA